This is a messenger RNA of Cladophialophora yegresii CBS 114405, 2028 nucleotides long. RefSeq lists its product as uncharacterized. Bases 1 to 2028 code for a protein of 675 amino acids. Lineage: Eukaryota; Fungi; Ascomycota; Eurotiomycetes; Chaetothyriales; Herpotrichiellaceae. The record is from RefSeq and is a predicted model, not a curated record. The transcript has 2 exons.
AUGUCUUAUUACGACGACGACAGAUCCCGCCGACCGAGGAGCACCCGGGAGCGGUCCCGAAGAGAUGACUAUGACGAUACCACGAUUUACGACACAAACACCAGAGAAUCCCGGAUAGUCAAGAGGCGCGAUGACAGCGUCGACUCUAUCGAAGAAGUCGCCCGUGAUUUCGCCCCUGGAGACCGCGGCGCUGUCUAUCGCGAGACCACUGUGCGCAAAAGCGGCCAUCGCCCGAUCCGAACGAGGUCGUCCGAUGAUCGCUGGUACGACGAUCGGUAUGACGACCGGUCUUAUGUUUCGCGAAAGAGAUAUGAUGACGACUACGUCGUUGUCGACAAGCCGAGACGCAAGGGUCGAGAUUACGACGACAGCCGCCGCUCCCGUCGAUACUCCUCGGAUUACUCCUCUCGAAGCCGCACUCCACCCAAGAGAGAGCGCAGAAAGUCCACGGUUGAAGAGGCCUUGGGUGCUGUCGGCCUAGGAGGAGUUGCUGGAGCUCUUUUGGGCAAGAGCCGCGAUAGAUCAAGAUCAGGUUCUCGCGAUGGCCGCCAUCGAAGCCGAAGCCGCGCUGGUCGCAGAGACAGAUCGUCGUCUGACCGUUCUCGAUAUCGUAGCAAGAGCCGCGGCAAAGCCAGGAAUGAGCAAAUCUCACAAGCCAUAAAGGCUGCUGUUCUGGCUGGAGCCGGUGAGGCGUUCCGUGCUCGCAAGACCGACGGCGGUUGGGGCGGUGAGAAAGGCAAGCGAGUGCUCACCGCUGCGCUCGCCGCAGGCGGAGUUGACGGCUUGAUCUCCAAUAAGGAGGAUCCUCAUCACCACAACAAGCGAGACAUUGUCGGCUCGGCUUUGGCUGGUAUGGCCACCAAUCGCAUCAUCAAUGGACCACGGUCGAAGUCUCGAGGCAGGACCGGGAGCCCUGACAGUCGCCGUGGGCGCAGCCAGUCUCGAGGAGGCUUGGGAGACCUUGCCGCUGGCGGAAUUGUCGCAGCCACGGCAAAGAAAGCAUAUGAUUCAAUCCGCUCCCGAUCCCGUGGUCGCGCGCGUUCUCGAAGCGCAUCAUCAUACGACAGCCGUGGUAGCCGGAGCCCGCCAAGCAAGCGCAGUCGCAGCCGCUCAAUCGCCGCCAGAGGGCUUGCAGCGUUGGGAUUGAAAGAUGCCGCGGACAAGGUCGAUCCAGGCCGUGAACGGGAUCGCCGCCGAAACUACGACAACUACGAUGAUGAUGGACGGUCAAGCCGUUAUGGAGGAUAUGGAUACAAUGAUUCCCGAGAUGUAGGUACCAUUCAACCCCAGUAUGACUAUGCAAAUGGCGGUCCCCGUUCCCUGAGCGUACCUAGGGGGGCGCCCUCUGGCUAUGAGCUCGACUACGGCCCGCGUCAUACCGGGGACCCAGAAACAGACUCCGAUUCUGACCUCGGCUCCAGUUCCGAAGAUGAGAAAGAGAUUAAAAAAGGUCGCAAGAAGAUGUUGCUCAGCGGAGGUCUUGCGACCGUUGCAACUAUACACGCUGCGCACAGUGUAUACCAAAGUAUGGAAAAACGCGAAUUGAGACAGAAGCUAUUGAAGGAGGGUGAUAUCAGUCCCGAACAAGCGAGGCAGGCAAAGAACAAAAACAGACUCCAGGAUGUAGCCAGCAUCGGGAUCGCGGCUUUGGGUCUCAAGGGGGCCUACAGCGAAUGGCAGGAGACCCGGGAAGCACAGAGGGAACAGAAGGAGGAAAAGGAGAAACGCGAAAGACACAAAGCCAAGCGAGCAGCAAGACGCCGGAAGAUGAGCAUGAUCGCAGCUCACAAUUACGUCGACAGCGGCUUUACUGGAAGCAUGCCAAACCUGGCCAGCUACCCUCAGCAGCAGUAUCCGCCGCAGCAACCGACCUUCCCUCCACCGCCCGGGGCCUUUGCGUAUGGCACGGGCUCACCGGUCCACUACGCUGAUGACAACCCUUAUGGGGCAAUAUCACAGCAGCAGGCCUAUGUCCCUGCACCCCAUCAUGAACCUCAAGUGGGUGUUCCUCGGGCCGAGACUCAUUGA